Alosa alosa (allis shad) is the source of this 476-nucleotide messenger RNA. RefSeq lists its product as uncharacterized. The transcript is spliced from 2 exons. The coding region runs from base 195 to 386 and encodes 63 amino acids. The record is from RefSeq and is a predicted model, not a curated record. NCBI's taxonomy places the organism in Eukaryota, Metazoa, Chordata, Actinopteri, Clupeiformes, Clupeidae.
UCCUUUAUAUAUUAAUAUAAAAAAUAUGUACUUUCUUGCCCUCGUUUCUUUUGUCCCUCUGUCGCGCCGUACACACGUCGUUGACCUUCUGCUGGUGAGAUUCAUGUUUUUAUGGAAGUUGUUGGGACCGACCUUCAAAUAACCUAAUGGUCACAUGAACUGAGAAACAACGAAAGAAGCUCCCUUUUCACGACAUGUUCCGACGAAGGAUCCCAUUGAACGAAAUAGCGUUGGCAACACUGCUUGGAGUUGCUGGAGGCAUAUAUGUAUACAAACCAAUGUUUGGACUCCCGAAGAAACCUCAGACUGCGGAACUGCAGGAAGUCACGAAGCAAGAGAAUGGAAUACCUGACAAACCCUCCGGACAUUCAAUAGACACGUCCUAAUAAUGUUAGAGACAAUAUCAGCUGACAUUAUUUCUAAAAUGUUCUGUGACGUUAUGCCUUAAAUAAAGAUGAGUGCUGCAUGGACGGUGA